AUGAAGGCGGUCAACGAGGGGCGCAUCGGCAUUACGGACUCUGUGAUACGCCACUGGGACCUGUGCAUUCAGUGCCGUGCCUGCGAGGUGGCGUGCCCAUCCGGAGUGCCUUAUGGCAAUCUCAUCGAGGCGACGAUGCAGCAGGUUGCCGACAAGCGGAAGCCUAACUUCGUCAACGACAAGAUUGCAUCGCUCGCGCUCAAGCGGCUGCUGCCCAAUCAAGGCUUGCUGUCGAUGGUCGUUGGCAGCAUGCGCCUGUAUCAGCGAUUAGGCGUACAGACCGCGAUCAGGAAGAGUGGGCUGCUUCGUCUGCUGCCCGGCAAUAUGGGUGAAUUGGAAGGCUCGAUGCCAGAACUGCCGUCGGAGGUGUUCAAGGCGCAGGGGCAGGCGGGGCAGCACGAGCGGCGCUGGGAAUCUGCUAAAGAACAGAACGCCGACCUGACUCUCGAAGCCUACUAUGAGGAGAUGGGCAAGCGCGUUCCCAUAGGUCGUGUCGGUGAGGCACGUGAGGCGGGCGACCUUGUAACUUUCCUGGUGUCGGAUCGCGCCGCUUAUAUUACGGGCGUUGCAGUGAACAUCGACGGAGGAACAUCACCGGUCGUUUAG
Messenger RNA from Geodia barretti, 606 nucleotides. The record is from the annotation of a GenBank genome assembly. NCBI's taxonomy places the organism in Eukaryota, Metazoa, Porifera, Demospongiae, Tetractinellida, Geodiidae.